UUCGGGUCUCGGCCUGUAAUUUUUCUUCGUUGUAAACUUUGCCUGUCAACUUUAAUCCGGUUUGGCUCCGGGGAGAGUUAGGAUAGUUUGAGGACGCCGAAGACGCGUCGAGAACCAGGGGUUUUAUCUUUACGGUUUGGAUAUUUAAGUCGUACUUUGCCACAUAAGCUUCCUUCCAUGUUCGCUAAGGGCAAACGGUGGCGUUGGAAUUCGGCUUCACCGCCCUGUAGAUGGAUAGAGCCUGCCCACAACGGCCAUGUUGGUUACUGGCAGGCGGAACUGAAGAUACGAGCUUACUUUAAAAAGCCAAUUCCCGAGGUUUGUUAGUUUUUGUGGAAAUGGAUACCGGGGGGAGCGAAGAAAGUGACCCGGGCAGGUUUUCCAAGGGAAACGUUUGGUUUAAUCUUGAGUCCCCGAUCCCAGAGAGCCGACCGAAGAGGCAGGCAGCGGCUCCCCGGGAGAGGAGCGAGGGGGUCCGGGCAGCGCUGCGCAGAUCGGGACGAGCCCGACCCGAGAACGUGGAGGAAGCAGAGCCUUUGAGUAAGAGUGCAGUGAAGAAGAGGAGGAGGAGGAAGGGGAAGGGGAGUCUGACCAGGAAGUGCCCCUCCCACACAGCCUCCGCGCGCGGGAUAGGAGACCUGGUGCUGGCAGCGGAGUUGGUGGAGCUGGUCGGGCAGUCCCAGGGGGGGUUGCUCCUGGGCUUCGAGAAUGAUCACCGGGGAUACUCUCUGCCCUCCGACCCCCAGGCCCUGACCCGCCUGGCGCGGAUCUUCACACAGAACCUGCACAGGCAGGAGCAGAGGCUGAGCGAACUGCAGGGGGCGCUCAAGAGCCAGGAGGCGCUGUACGCCCAGAGCAAGGAGCGCUGGGAGUGGGAGCAGCACACCCUGACGAUGGCCCACGAGGCUCGCGUCGACGCCCUGGAGAACGAGGCGGCCCGGCUUCGGCUCGAGGGCUCGGUCCGGCAGAGAGAGCUGGCCCGGGCCCGCUCGGAGGCAGCCUCCAGCGCUGAGACCGUUCUGCAGCUGGGGGCCCAGCUCAGCGAGAGGAGGGCCCGUCCUCGCCGCUGCGUCCUCUCCGCCAGGGGCCUGAGCCAGGAGCCCAAGUGGCUGCGUUUCUUCACCGGGUUCGAGAGCUAUAGCAAGUUCACGGCCUUCCUGGAGUUCCUGCGCAGCGGAGACGGGGGCGGGCUCUGCUGGAACCGAGCGGCCAAUCAGGAGGGGGAGGGAGGGGCUUCAGGGACAGAGGGCGGGGCCGAGGAGGAGGAAGAGGAAGUGGUUUCUGACGGGCUGGUCGAGGUGUUGGGGGAAGACGUGUUUGUGGACGCACAGGCUCCUGUUUCAGACUCGGUGACACAGACCGAGGGGCUGCCAGUGGGAGGGGCUAACAGCUCAGAGGACGGGGCCUUUCCGGGGCGGGGCUACUCUCGGCGCACAGAGGGCGGGGCUCCCAAUCUGCUGAGCCCGGAGGACCAGCUGCUGCUGGUUCUGACCCGGCUCAGGCUGGGGCUGCUGCUGCAGGACCUCUCCUUCAGAUUCAAGGUGGCCGAGUCCACCGUCUCCCGGAUCUGGGUUCAUUGGAUGGAGCUGCUGCAGAAGAGGCUGCAACAGAUCCCGGUGCGCUGCAGCCUUCGAUACAUCGACUCCUUCCGGCCCAAACACUCCGUCCUGCUGGGGCAGGGCUCGCCGCUGACCGUGCUGGAGUGCGCUGACCUGCUGUUCGACGUGCCGGCGAAGGAGCGUCAGCGCGGCCCCGCCCCCUCCCCCCAGCCCUACCGCGCCCUGUCUCCCCGCCGGGCCUGCGUCCUGGCCUCUCCCAGCGGCUACCUGGGCUUCGCUAGCGCCCUGCGGCUGGACGAGUGGGAGGCGGGGCUGACCCCCGGGCUGGCCCUGCCCCCUUACCUGUUCCCCUCGGAGGCCCCGGCCCCCGGGGUCCCCUGCAGGGAGGUGCUGAGCGUGCGGAGCCUGACUGACAAGGUGCUCACCUUCCGCUUCCUCCGCGGCGUGCACCCGCUCAGCAGCGCCGCCCACAUCGACCGUGCCUGGGAGGUGUGCUGCUACCUGGCCUGCCUGCUGCAUGAGCCCAUGGGUCUGCGGUGAGGGGAGAGGAGAGGGGCCUGCAUGCUGCACGAGCCCAUGGGCCUGCAGUGAGGAGAGAGGGGCCUGCCUGCCUGCUGCACGAGCCCAUGGGCCUGCAGUGAGGAGAGAGGGGCCUGCCUGCUGCACGAGCCCAUGGGCCUGCGGUGAGGGGAGAGGGGCCUGCCUGCCUGCUGCACGAGCCCAUGGGCCUGCAGUGAGGAGAGAGGGGCCUGCCUGCCUGCUGCACGAGCCCAUGGGCCUGCAGUGAGGAGAGAGGGG
Messenger RNA from Acipenser ruthenus (sterlet), 2357 nucleotides. RefSeq lists its product as uncharacterized. The record is from RefSeq and is a predicted model, not a curated record. The transcript is spliced from 6 exons. Lineage: Eukaryota; Metazoa; Chordata; Actinopteri; Acipenseriformes; Acipenseridae. Bases 339 to 2099 code for a protein of 586 amino acids.